Molecule: messenger RNA, 1978 nt
Organism: Hermetia illucens (black soldier fly)
Lineage: Eukaryota; Metazoa; Arthropoda; Insecta; Diptera; Stratiomyidae
Product: cilia- and flagella-associated protein 157
Exons: 1
Coding region: 328-1884 (518 amino acids)
Cellular component (GO): cilium; ciliary basal body
Molecular function (GO): microtubule binding
Source: RefSeq, a predicted model, not a curated record
CAACAUAGCGGCAACGGAUGCCUGUGGAAUUUUAGUUUUUUCCUGGUGUCGUACAAUUACUUUACUUGGAGAGAAGCCUUCCGCGUAAGUUUCGCACGCACUGCAAUGUCUAAAAGCGAAAUAUACUUUGCUCGGCCGGUGUUUAAUCGAUUGAAGCUAGCCAUUGCCGUGGUUAUUGACAAAACUCUUGAUUGAAUCAUUUUCGAAGUACAUUUUUGUAGUCGUCUUGCUACACUUCGUAGGCUUCCGCGGGUUCGUAUCCUUUUUCAUCUUUAAGUAAGUAAUUAAUUUUUCGGAACAUAAAGUGAAGUUCGAUGUACGGUAGUGAUGGCAGGAAAGAAAAAAGGAAAGAAAAAGGAGAAGAAAACAGGCGAAGCUGCCGAUAAAUUGGCAGCCGUCGAUAGGACCUUCUAUGAACUGACUAUAACAGAUCUCAACAACAAGCUUGCUCGUCUUCGCUCCCACAAUAGUAAACUAGAGGAAGUAAACGAUGAAUUGAACGAGAAACUUCGAAAGCUGGAAGAGGACAGAACAGAUAUCACGGCCUACCUGGACCGAAAUCUAGCUGAGAAGAGGGACGUUAUCCGUGAGAUGAGCGAGCAGCUUGUGGAGCUCUCCAAAGUGCGUGAACAGGAAGCUAAAGAGGCAGCCGAAAAAAUCAGGGAUUGGGAACAACGCCAUAAAGCCACACACGAACAGCUUUCGUCUGAGAUUAAACUCCUCAACGGUAAGCUCAACUCUCUAGAAGAAUUUCGGAUUCAGAAGGACGAAUUGCUCGCAAGGUUUGACCAACAGGAAAAGAAACUUCGGGAACAGCAAAACACUCACAAAGAUGUUAUUUAUGAAAUGGAGCGAAAAGUAAUUAUCGAUAAAGCACAGCUGAAAAAAGAGGUCCAGAGGAGGUUAUAUAAACUUUCCGAUGAGUUUCACAGGUCUGGUGAAAUAAGAAUGGCAGCGUACACACAAAGGCUAAUGAGAGAGAAUAUUGCACUAAACAACGAGAUGGAUAAAAUGAUUGCCUCGCAAUAUGCCAUGGAAGAAAACCACAGGAAUAUUCAACGAAGGAGCGAGCUAAUGAAAUACGAGUAUGUUAACCAGGAGUCGAUAAGGGAGCGAUUGGUAAAAACCUGUCAAACUCAGCUGAAAACCAUUCAAAUCAUGACUGCAGAAUUCGAUGCCCUCAAAGCUAAAUACGGCAAAGCGAGACAAUACAAAAAGCUAUACGAGGAAACCUUGAAACGCGAUGCCUGUGAACGCUUCAAGAUAAGUGACAUGGAAAAGCGAUUGACGAUCCUCAAGCAGCGUCUCGAUACACUGAAGCACGAGAAGGCCACUCUCCUUCAGCUUCAUGAAGCGAAUGAAGCGGAGGUUAUUCGACUUCAAAAUAUAAUCAAACACAUUAAAUUCACUGUCCAGUCUGGGAUACUCAGUGAAAGCGAUGAAAACCAGUGCGAAGCAUACCGUAAAGCUCAACGCCAAGGGCUGCUUUCGGAAAUCAUUCAAAUCAUUACAACCUUAUCUGAUGCCUCGAAAGUUCCAUCCUUAGCUACCGUUAGCAGUGUAAGUUCCAGAUAUCGAACUGGAUCAGCCGGUCUGCUACCCCGUUCUGCAUCUCUUCUUCAACUUUUCAAACGGGAAGCCCGCAAAAUCGUGACAUCUGAGUUAGUAACUCCAGAGCUUAGCUAUAAGUCGAGUGAGGGUAAAAUCAUACCAUCGCCGCGAAAGUUGGAAACUGCAACUCUAUUCGAUGUCGAAUCUGGAACCACAUAUAUUGUUUCGUCUGUGCAUCCAGAAGGUGAGGAGGAAGCACAUGAAGACGAGCUUGAAAAUGAGGAAAUAGUGUACACUAGCUCUUCUGGUCAAUCACAAGCUACACAACCUUAAAUUUUUAAUAAGAUAUUUUUUAAUAACCAUAUUUUUUAGGAUGAAUGUAUUUGUAAUAUUUUUUUUUGAUUUAAAAUAAAAAUGAAGAAAUAUA